Molecule: messenger RNA, 1053 nt
Organism: Puccinia triticina
Lineage: Eukaryota; Fungi; Basidiomycota; Pucciniomycetes; Pucciniales; Pucciniaceae
Exons: 2
Coding region: 1-1053 (350 amino acids)
Source: RefSeq, a predicted model, not a curated record
AUGUAUUGCCUUCGAUAUUUCUUACUUGUCCUUCUCUUUUUCCCGUUUCCGACUGCCCCGCCCUUUCUCAUAUUCCUGUUUCUGAUCUCAAUGACGGUUGAACAUAGACCUUGCGCGUAUUGCUCUUUGCUCCUCUCGGCUAUCCUGCUUUCUACGUGCUCUUGGAAUAUUGCAUCGGUCGAUGUCUCCCCAGUUUAUCCAAACGAAUACGUGCAAAAACCGGCCGGCUCACUUCUUUCAUCGAUUUUGUCAUUCUUCAAAUCAAAUGAUCAACCAAGCAAUCAGACUCAAAAAAAUCAUACCGGAUUCAAAUCAAUUACAACAAAUCAUGAGAAAAAUCAACCCCACAAUCGAUGCUGGUGCUACUCUAACUAUGGACGUCUGUUUGAACCGGUUUCGUCGCAGAAGAAAGUGUCCGAAAAUCCCGAGUUACAAGAAGGUCAUCGACACGUAUCACACUCCCAAGACACCGGGUCUAAUUCUCAACAAUCGAAAGCUAGUGCUGAUGAUGAUGGAACGAAUGAAGAUUUUGAGCUUGAUCACUCCAUUCGAAAGCCUCGACGGCCACUCAAAUCGCUGUUCACUCCGCUUUGGAAACCACUCACGAAACUCUCAUCAGUCCAGCCAUCGCUCAGCAAUCCUGAAGUAUCUGCCAAAACUCCAUCUUCCCCGGAAAUUUACACAAGGCCUGAUCCUUCAGCCCACAUGUUCAACACCAAAUCAAGACCAUCACCUCCGAAAGUUUACCGUAGUUCAUUCUCUCGAACCCCGUUGUUUUACUCGCAUUUCAUUCAACCGCUAAUCGAAUUCGUCAAGCCAAAAAUGCCCUUGGCGGUGAUUCGGAGAAUAUUUUUGAUCAUCAAUUACAACUUCUUAGAACUCAGUGAAAGGAUAAGUGAAGUGAGAAUGAUACGCAGGACACUCAGUUUCUUCAAUUCGUUCAAAUUGCGAUUUCUUAACGAUUUACUUUAUCAUUAUCGCUCACACCAACCCUACGAAAUCAGGGUAAAUCGACUCAUGGGACUUCAAAUAUUCUUAAAAACUCGCCCUUGA